Molecule: messenger RNA, 561 nt
Organism: Cryptococcus wingfieldii CBS 7118
Lineage: Eukaryota; Fungi; Basidiomycota; Tremellomycetes; Tremellales; Cryptococcaceae
Exons: 2
Coding region: 1-561 (186 amino acids)
Biological process (GO): cyclic nucleotide metabolic process
Molecular function (GO): 2',3'-cyclic-nucleotide 3'-phosphodiesterase activity
Source: RefSeq, a predicted model, not a curated record
AUGCCCAGCGCUCCCCAAGCCCCCCCUCUUACAGGCUACACCCUCUGGCUCUCCCCCGCCUCUCCCCAGAAAUAUCAAUUCCAAUCCCUCAUCAAGCACCUUACUACCUUCUCCGAGGACGCCCCUGUGUUUGAGCCCCACAUCACCCUCCUCGCCCCUGUCUCUCUGGACGUCCCCCUCGGAGAAAUCGAAGACACCUUAGGUCGGAUCGUUGCGGAGCUCGGCGGGUUGCAGGCGUGGAAGCUUCAGCUGAAGGCUGCUCAAAAGGGAGGUUUUUACUUCCAGUCUGUCCUUGCCCCUGUUGAGCCCACCAAGGAGCUUUUGGCGCUGCGCGAAAAGGUGGAGCAAGCAUUCAGCGUGCCCGGCCAGAGCGAUUACUUUCCCCAUCUCAGCUUGCUCUAUGGCGACAUCAGCGCCGAGAAGCGAGACUCUAUCUCUGCUGAGGCCAACAAGGAAAGCAGGGAGGAUGGUUUCGGAGAGGUGGAGAUUGGAGAGAUUGAGAUUGUGAGGUGCUUGGGGGAUGUUGCCGACUGGGUGACUGUGGGCAAGGUGACGCUCUAA